Molecule: messenger RNA, 3150 nt
Organism: Ogataea philodendri
Lineage: Eukaryota; Fungi; Ascomycota; Pichiomycetes; Pichiales; Pichiaceae
Exons: 1
Coding region: 1-3150 (1049 amino acids)
Biological process (GO): valyl-tRNA aminoacylation
Cellular component (GO): cytosol
Molecular function (GO): valine-tRNA ligase activity; aminoacyl-tRNA deacylase activity; ATP binding
Source: RefSeq, a predicted model, not a curated record
AUGAGCCAAGAACAAGCUGUGACUCCCGGUACGGAACCGGCUCCCCCUAAAUCUGCCAAGGAAUUGGAAAAGGAGAGAAAGAAGGCAGAGAAGAUGGCCAAGUUCCUUGCCAAACAGGCUAAGCAACAAGAGCUAGCUAAAAACGCUGCCAAGAACCAGGAAAAGAAGAAGAAGGAGGCAAAGAAAGAGGCCGAACCAGUGCCCGAGUUUGUCGAUACCACUGUUCCUGGUGAGAAGAAGGUUCUUGUCAGUUUGGAAGACAAAUCCUUCUCUGCAUAUAGUCCAAAGGCAGUCGAAUCUUCCUGGUCUGAGUGGUGGACCAAACAAGGUUAUUUCGAGCCAGAAUUCACGAAAGACGGAAAGAUCAAGCCUGAAGGAUUGUUCUGCAUUCCUGCUCCUCCUCCAAACGUCACUGGAGCUCUCCAUAUUGGUCACGCACUCACGGUCUCUAUCCAAGAUGCCCUAAUAAGAUACAACAGAAUGAAAGGCAAGACUGUUCUGUUCUUGCCGGGAUUCGACCAUGCUGGUAUUGCUACACAAUCUGUCGUUGAGAAGACUCUGUGGGCCAAGGAAAAGACGACCAGACACGAUUUGGGCCGUGAAAAGUUCAUCAGCAAGGUCUGGGACUGGAAAGAAGUGUACCACGCCAAGAUCAAGAACCAGUUCAAGAUGCUUGGUGCUUCGUACGACUGGUCCAGAGAGGCCUUCACUCUCUCUCCAGAACUGUCCAAGGCUGUCGUUGAAGCAUUCGUCAGACUUCACGAAGAGGGAACCAUCUACCGUGACUUGAGAUUGGUCAACUGGUCCGUGCAACUGUCUACUGCUUUGUCCAACUUGGAGGUGGACAACAAGGUUGUUCCUCCUAGAACUCUUCUUUCUAUCCCAGGUUACAAAGAGAAGGUUGAAUUUGGUGUGCUGACCUCGUUUGCCUACCCUGUUGUGGGCUCUGACGAAAAGCUGGUUGUUGCUACCACUCGUCCUGAGACCAUUUUCGGUGACACUGCUGUUGCCGUGCACCCUAAAGAUCCAAGAUACACACAUCUCCACGGAAAGUUUGUGCAACAUCCAUUCUUGGACAGAAAGCUUCCAAUCAUUACCGACGCCGAGGCAGUCGACAUGGAGUUUGGUACUGGUGCCGUGAAGAUCACUCCUGGUCACGACACGAACGAUUACAACACCGGUAAGAGAAACAAGCUGGAAUUCAUCAAUAUCUUCACCGAUGAUGGUAAGUUGAAUGCCAACUGUGGUGAGUGGGAAGGUAUCAAGAGAUUCGAUGCCAGACCUUUGGUUAUCGAGAAGUUGAAGGAGAAGGGCCUUUUCGUUGGCCAAGAGGACAACGAGAUGACUUUGCCUAUCUGCUCCAGAUCCGGUGACGUUAUCGAGCCAUAUUUGAAACCGCAAUGGUGGGUGUCUCAGAAGAAAAUGGCCGAUGCCGCUAUUGAUGCAGUCAAGAACGGAGAAAUUACCAUCACUCCAAAGAGCUCUGAGGCAGAGUACUUCAGAUGGUUGGAGAACAUCCAGGACUGGUGUAUUUCCAGACAGCUCUGGUGGGGACACAGAUGUCCUGUCUACUUUGUGGACAUUGAAGGAGAGACCAACGACAGAAACGACGGCAAGUAUUGGAUUUCUGGAAGAACAGAGGAAGAGGCACAGGCUAAGGCUGAGAAGGCUUUCCCAGGACAAAAGUUCACCUUGCACCAAGACGAAGACGUUUUGGACACCUGGUUCUCCUCUGGAUUGUGGCCAUUCUCCACCUUGGGAUGGCCAGACAAGACCAAGGACAUGCAGAACUUCUACCCUGCUUCCAUGUUGGAGACCGGAUGGGAUAUUUUGUUCUUCUGGGUUUCCAGAAUGAUUAUGCUUGGUAUCAAGAUGACUGGACAAGUUCCAUUCAAGGAGGUUUUCUGCCACUCUUUGGUGCGUGAUGCUCAAGGAAGAAAGAUGAGCAAGUCGCUUGGUAACGUGAUCGACCCAAUCGAUGUUAUCAGAGGUGUUUCUUUAGAGAAGUUGCACGAACAGUUGCUCACUGGUAACUUGGAUGCCAAGGAAGUUGAAAGAGCCAAGGCUGGACAAAAAGAGUCUUACCCUAACGGUAUCCCAGAAUGUGGUACUGAUGCUCUGAGAUUUGCACUUUGUGCCUACACCACUGGUGGUAGAGAUAUCAACCUUGAUAUUCUCAGAGUUGCUGGAUACCGUAAGUUUGGUAACAAGAUCUUCCAAGCUACCAAGUUCGUUUUGAUGAGAUUGGGAGACAACUACGUUCCUCCUGCCACCGGGGCUUUGACUGGUAACGAGGCAUUGGUUGAGAAGUGGAUCUUGCACAAAUUGUCGAAGUGUGCUGAGAAGGCUAACAAGGCUAUCGAGGACAGAGAGUUCUAUGAUGUCACCCAGGCCAUCUACAACUUCUGGCUGUACGACCUUUGUGACGUUUACAUUGAGAACUCCAAGUUCUUGAUUCUGGAAGGAACUGACGCUCAAAAGAAAUCUGCCAGAGAUACUCUGUACACUGCUAUUGACGGCGCUUUGAGACUCAUCCAUCCAUUCAUGCCUUUCAUUUCCGAGGAAAUGUGGCAGAGACUUCCAAAGAGAUCCACCGAAACUAGUGAGACCAUCGUCAAGGCCAAGUACCCAGAGUACGUGAAGGAGUACGACAACGUCGAGGCCUACGAAGCUUACGAGUUGGUGUUGGAAAUCACUAAGAGCGCCAGAUCUUUGCUUUCCCAAUACAACAUCACGAAAAACGCCAAGGUGUAUGUGGAGGCAACCAAACCAGAGUAUGCUGCCAUUGCUAAGGACCAGACCGACUCUAUUGUCUCGUUGAUCAAGGCCGUGGACGGUAUCACUGUCGUGACUGACGCCAAGGACAUCCCAGACGGAUGUGCCCUUGCUGCCGUUGUUCCAGGAUGCACCGUUCACUUGAUGGUCAAGGGAAUGAUCGACUUGGACAAGGAGAUCGAGAAGGUGGAGAAGAAGCUCAACAAGGCCAAGGGUGCCCUGAACAACCUUGAAAAGAUGAUCAAUGCUCCAGACUACGAAAAGAAGGUGUCCUCGGAAGUCCAGGAGAAGAACAAGGUGACUCGUUCGAACCAGGUUGCCGAGAUCGAAGGAUUCGAGGCCACUAUUAAGAAUCUCGAGAGAUUGAAACUGUGA